AUGACGUUCAAGGAGCUCUUAGAAAAAGCCGAAGAAGAGUUCGAGCCCCACAAUGAGAUCGAGUCCGACUACGAUACGGACCGCGACGCCAUCCCACCUUACAAGGUACGAAGACAUCCAAACAUGGAUGUCAUCUACGAGAAACUGACGUUCACCCUCGACAACGCCACUCACCCGAUGGACACGCAAACUCGCGACGCCGUACGAAUCGCGCUUGUCAAGGCCUUUCGCGCCGCCCGUGCGCGCGGUCGCCACGACGGUAUGCGCGAGGCCCGCAAGCGAGAAUGGAUGACGCACCCGGACAGUGACUUCGUGCAAGUUGCGAAGCGCGGCAAGUACAAGAAACACCUCGGGCACUUUCGUGGCAACCCGAUGUUGCAUAAAAGGGAGCGCGAGCAGCUGUGUGAGCUACACGGUAUUUCUCUCGCUACCGCACUGCUGAUCCGCAAUGCAAUGGACUGA
Messenger RNA from Fomitopsis serialis, 462 nucleotides. RefSeq lists its product as uncharacterized. NCBI's taxonomy places the organism in Eukaryota, Fungi, Basidiomycota, Agaricomycetes, Polyporales, Fomitopsidaceae. The record is from RefSeq and is a predicted model, not a curated record. The transcript has a single exon. Bases 1 to 462 code for a protein of 153 amino acids.